CGUUUGGGGGUUCGAAAAUUCGAAUCACUUCCAGCAGGUCGGUAAAUCGGAGCUUUCUGAGCUUACCGACCGUGCAGGACGGUUGCCAGGGAGUUUGGCGUCCCUGGCAACGGAGACCACGUGUCCGAGGGGUUCGCGGUGGAGUCUUAUUGGCUUGUUUAUUGGGCGGUAAUAAACGCCGUUUGAACGUAAUAAUUUCCCCUCUUUCCUCCCGGCGUUUGAAUGGGGCCCGUAAUUCUCCGCCUCUCUUCUCUCCUCUUAUUCUUCUCUCCUUUUCUCUACAGCCGAUAUGUCCCCGUUGUUGUGUAGUGUACCAUCUCUCCGCGUGUAUAUAUAGGUAUAUACCUGCGGUGCAACGGCAACGGGAACGGCGGCAGCGAAACUUCUCUUCGAGGCCCCUAUGUGUGUACAUAAUAUCCACGCUGAGCUGUAAAAUGUUGGUUGGUUACAAAUCCAUUAAAAUGCUGAAUAGUCUUUAUUAUAGACAUAAAAGCCGCGUAUGUAACGCGCGACCCAGCAACAAUUUCCACCCGGCUUGGAACGUCGUUGCUCCUCACAAUCCUGCUAGUCUAGACCGAGCUCGCUCGGUUCAUCGUCGUUGGUUGUUGCAGCCGUUGCCGGUGAUACUCUCGUACUUAUAGACCCGCGAUCGUAAUUAACGCCGUGAUUGGGCGGCGGUUGCGUUUUUCGGUUAUUUUUGCCCGCGUAGAUGGAUAUCCAUAUAUAUUACAUACGUAUAUAAAUGAUAAUCUGUGCGUUUCAGGAAUAGCAACGAAAUAUCUCUACACACACACACAUCGUGUUCGCCGUCGUCAUUCGUCGACUAACUAACCUACGAUGCGGAAAGAGGAACAAUGGCGGCACGGCGCUCACCGGAUUAUUUGCACGAGCGCCAGCCGCCAUUUCCGCAAUCCCUUGCAGAGGUACCUCAGAAACCAUAUGAUCCCACCUGAUCGCGAGUGUUUUGCCGACCAGUACCGAGAGUCGACCAGCUGUGGUGGUGCGUUUCUUCUACCGUUGACGCUGCUGCUGCUGCUGCUGCUGCUGUAUAGAAAUUUUCAACUCCACCGGGUGCAAUGGUGCAUGAGAAGGCGAUCCUCAUCCUCUCAGCGGCUCCAGUAUCAUCGUCUGCUCAAACCGGCUCGAAGUCGAAUACCAUCCAACCGAGUGAGACUGGCUAACAAGUCCACGUGGAAAAUCACAGAUGGUGCGACCAACAAACGGUCGGCUUAAGGGCUCUAAUUGUAAAUCUAAACUUUGGAAGACAAACGGGCAGUCCACACGGUAGUGUUGUCCAACGUCAGCUAAGCAUCACGAUCCUCGGUGCAUCUACGUGCCAAUCACAACAUCUUGUGAAAUGAAUAAUUUGUAUAAAUAUGUUACAAUACAUAUAUAAACGAAUUAUGAACUUUUAUGGAAUUUUUUUUCUUGAAAACAAUUGAAUUAUCAAUUCAAUGAAAAUCGACAAAGAAUGUAUAUGUUACUUAUUAUUAAGAACUAUCGAUCUAUCCGUAAAAAUUAAUUCACGUUGAUCAUUAAGAUUUCCUUGAACAUAUGUAUUUCUGGCUGUUGAUUCACCA
This is a messenger RNA of Athalia rosae (coleseed sawfly), 1580 nucleotides long. RefSeq lists its product as uncharacterized. Lineage: Eukaryota; Metazoa; Arthropoda; Insecta; Hymenoptera; Athaliidae. The record is from RefSeq and is a predicted model, not a curated record. The coding region runs from base 838 to 1233 and encodes 131 amino acids. The transcript is spliced from 7 exons.